AUGCUCGAGCGUGCUGUUCGGUGUAUCGAGAAUGCUAGCCAGCAUAUCUAUCUCGGUUCCAAGCACACCUUCCGGUCACGACAUAUAUUGCACCCCAAAUUCUGGCACUGCAAUACCGACGACUCCGCUCUAUCCCUUCUAUAUUACUACGCCGUCCAGUCGAGGUUAGGGAAGAGGUCGCCCGCGCAGCAUAAUAACGAUGAUGGCCCCUUGGACUCGACUCUCCCACCCACACCACUCGAGUUCCUCUACCCUCCGAAAACCCGGUUGUUCGCCCGCACCUAUAAAUCCGAAUCCAAGAGAAAUCUCACUAGGAGAAAAAGAAAUAUAUACAGAACAUACUCUUCUUCGGCCAGCAACUGCCUUACCGAGGAAUCAUUAGACACAGGAAAUUCCUUUUCAAACGAUGUUAGAUCCAAUGAGAGUCCAGAUGUUCUCCGAAAAUUCCUUACAGAUAAGGGGCCUCGGGAUUACGGUGCUGCGUGGUGGCUCUAUAGAUCGAGUGGCUCUCCUAGAGGAUUCGAAUCAGAUCUUUUAUCAUACCUUUCAACAUCUCAGGACCCCCGAGAUUUUCAGCGUUGUCAACUACUUUUUGAAAGAAUAAAUCCGACGAAUCGCAGCGAGCGUGAUUACUUGAGCACAGUCAAGAUUGCCUUGAAUGCUAAAAGCAGAGCAUACACCAAUUUUGCCUUGGAAUUGUGUGGGGAAGCAUCUGCGCGGGGCCAGACACAAUGUUGGCAAUAUGCAUUUAUGGAGUUUGUGAAUCGCAUGGACUGGGAGAAUGCUCUUGGUGUUUGGAAUCUUCAGCCUCAUCCGCUACCUAAUAAGCUACCAGCCGUGGACCGCCAGUCGAAACUGUUAGCAAAUCGGUUGCUUGCUCUCCUCGAAGUUGUUAAGCAGCGCAAAACAAAUGAUACAACGGAGAUGGCUCGCUACAUUGUUCAGCUUGUUAUCUCUCAUGAUAGAGCCAUGAUGUCGGUGUCAAUGAACGAGCUACUGAAGAUUUUCGAAAAUUCCAUCAAACUUGAACUCUUCAACCAUAACGAUUAUAUUCUGGCUAUCAGAUCUCUACUAUCCUCCAAGAUUAGGUCAGCAAAUGGUCGUUCAAUCAUGUUAUAUCGCAACUUCCGUUGGCGAAUUCCUCAAAUCACCCCACCGAAAGCAUUGAUUACGGGGCUGUUGCACAUGCUGUGUAAUAUAGAGGUCUUGGAAGGUGUCGAUUACCUCCUAGACGAAUACCGCUUACAUUAUGGCAAACCACCGCUACUGGCUUACCAUGAUGCCCUGACUGUCUCAGCGAGACUUGGUGACACUUCGUCGACACUCCGGUUUUACAAUGACUACACAGCAGACCAUGGGCGUGCUGAUUCAACAGAAAUUCUAACUCCACUACUAUAUGUCCAUGCCAGAACUGGCGACGUGAAGGAAACUCAAAAAUGGUUCAACCACGUUUCCGAACUUGGGGUUGAACCACGGGUUCAGUACUGGAAUAUUCUGCUUACUGCCUAUUCGAAAAAUAAAAACCUAGAAGGGGCGCUUCGUACAUUCCAACAUAUGCUUCAGAGCGGCAUGGCACCCGAUGCCGUUAGCUUCACCAUUUUGAUGGGUUUGUCUGCUGGGCGUGGUGAUAUCAGGGCCGUUUUGGAUCUAUUUGACAUGGCUAAACGAAACGGAGUCCGUCUACAGCGCUCUAUGUUCGACACCAUGGUUGAAGUAUUAUGCAAACAUCGACGGUACCUAGACGCUGAGAAGGUGGCGGAAGAGGCUACGUCAAAAUUUCCCGCCAGUACUAUGACCAGAACUUGGAAUAUUCUCCUAUGGAAUUACGCAUACACCAUUGAUAUCACUGCCGUUUUAAGAAUACAGAAUCGCAUGCAGGAUGCGGGAAUCCAAUUUGAUGGCAUGACAUAUGCCGCAAUGAUGUCCAGUCUUGUUCGUGUUGGCAAAACGAACUCUGCACGCAAAAUCUUGGGAGUCUUGCACAGAAACCACGAGAUUCAUUUAACACUAUUUCAUUACGCCAUUCUUCUCCACGGCUACGUACAGGAAACAAACCGUGAUAUGGUACAAGUACUGUACACCGAGAUGAUGGAACGUUUUAAUAAAACUGGCUUGAGUGGAACUUUGGCUAUGCUUCAAUCUCAAAUUGAUCGUGAUAUCCGACGAGCUAGGGAAUCAAUGGGAAGCGCAUCCAGCGCAAAAUUCGCCCUUCCACAUGCAGAAAAACUUCUCAAAACCGCCAUGGCUCAGCUCGAUACCCAAGACUUCAGUACCAAACAACCGCAGCCUGGAGCCCGGGGUCGAUCAUUGCGCGAGGCAUUCCCUGCUGCAUUUUAUGAACAGCUUAUCAGGGCGUAUGGGCGGAAUAACAGGGAUGAAAAGGUCGGAGAGCUAUUCUUGGAAUUUCACAGAAAUCGAGAUCCACGCUCCCAGAUCGCUGCACAUCCCCUAUGA
Molecule: messenger RNA, 2454 nt
Organism: Trichophyton rubrum CBS 118892
Lineage: Eukaryota; Fungi; Ascomycota; Eurotiomycetes; Onygenales; Arthrodermataceae
Exons: 1
Coding region: 1-2454 (817 amino acids)
Molecular function (GO): protein binding
Source: RefSeq, a predicted model, not a curated record